UCCGAUUUAAAUACACACCUUAUCAUUCAUACUGGUGAAAAGCCAUACAAGUGUACACACUGCGAGAAAGAUUUUUAUUCAAAAUCUCAGUUGAAUAGACAUUUAGGAAUUCAUACAAAUGAGAAGCCAUACAUGUGUACACAGUGUGAGAAAUGUUUUCGUACAAAAUCUGACUUAACUUCACACCUGAGAAUUCAUGCAGUUGAGAAGCCAUACAAGUGUACACAGUGUGGUAAGAGUUUUCGUACAAAAACUCAUCUAAAUAGACACCUGAGAAUUCAUACAGGUAAAAAGCCAUACAAAUGCCCUCAGUGUGAGGAGUGCUUUUCUAAAGUUUCUCAUUUAAAUCGCCACCAGGCAGUUCAUACAGAUGAAAAGCCCUUCAAAUGUUCUCACUGUGGGAAGUGCUUUUCCAAAAUUUCUAAUUUACGUAGCCAUCUGAGAAUUCAUGCUGGUGAAAAGCCAUACAAGUGUACACAGUGUGAAAAGUGUUUUCAUAAAAAAUCUUAUUUUGAUAUACACCUGAGAAUUCAUACAGGUGAAAAGCCCUACAGAUGUUGUCAGUGUGGGAAGUGCUUUUCCACAAAGUCUCAUUUAAAUAGCCACCAGAGAAUUCAUUCAGGUGAAAAGCCCUACAAAUGUACUCAGUGUGGGAAGUGCUUUUCCACAGUAUCUCAGUCUAAUACCCAUCAGAGAAUUCAUUCAGGUGAAAAGCCCUAUAAAUGUACUCAGUGUGGAAAAUGUUUUUCCCAAACAAAUGCAUUAAAUACCCAUAAGACCGUUCAUACAGGUGAAAAGCCAUACACAUGUCCUCAGUGUGGGAAGUGCUUUUCCACAAUAUCUCAUUUCAAUAUGCAUCACAGAAUUCAUACAGGUGAAAAGCCAUACAAGUGUACUCAGUGUGAGCAGUGUUUUUCCAAAAAAAAUGAGUUCAAUUGUCACAGUAUAAUUCAUUCAGGUGAAAAACCCUACAAGUGUACUCAGUGUGGGAUGUGCUUUUUGAGUGCAAGUUUUUUAAUUCUCCACCUGAGGAUUCAUACAGGUGAAAAGCCAUACAAAUGUCUUCAGUGUGGAAAGUGCUUUUCCAAAUUAUGUUAUUUGGUUAGGCACCAGAAAAUUCCUACUGGUGAAUAGCCUGACAAAUGUACCCAUUAUGGAAAGUUUCAUCCCUUUCGUGCUGCGUAUAAUGGAAAAUGUUUUGCUUCAGUUUUAAUAGAACCACUUAAUUAAUUUGAGAAUCCUUUGAAUCUAUUUGUACAAAUCAGCCUUUUGUGCUUUCGAAAGUCUUGUCUGGUGGGUGUUUUAGUUUGAAUUGAAGGAGUGAGUAAAAGGUGGUAAUACUACUAAAGGUGGUAAAACUAUUUGUCACUGUUUGUAGUUGUCCAGUUUAUAGUUUUGCUUCUGAUAUUUGUUCAAUGUUUGUAUUUUGGACAGUUUGAAAAAAAGUACAAUGUCUGGGACAAUAUGCACCACCAUUUUCUUCUGUUUUUCACUAUUUUGUUUUUAAAAAAAAUAUUUGAAUUACUUUUAAUGGUGUUACGUCCCCUGCCUCUGCUGGUCUGGGUAGUGCAGGUGGAGGUAAUUACCGAAUCGCUUGAUUGCCUCCACCUGCCUGUGGCCAACAUAAGCCCUGCAGUAUGAGGCAAGGGAGAUCUUCUUUAGUGUUUUUUUUGUUUGUGGCUUGUCAUUUGCUUUGUGGUUUUGUGUUUUUGGUGUUUGUGAAGGUCGUUUUGUUUGGUGAACUUUGUGGGUUUUUGUUUGUAGUUUGCGUUUUAGUUUGACUUAAACUAAUAAAUGUCUGGGAUUUUUGUUUUGUUUAGAUCAGUUUGUCUUGUUUUUUUGGUAUAUAGGACCUGUUUGUUACGGCGUUUGGGCUGGCCGUAACAAUGGUUGAAUGUCAUUUCUUGCUGAUUGAAGGGUGAUAUUUUGUAACGAUGAAAUUCACACCAAAGUAAUUUCAUGAAAGAGACGUGAAAACUGUCUGCACUGUAUGAACAAACAUCGUAAUGUGUUUUGUAUUUUGAAAACGCAUUUGACUAUACUGGUCGUUUCAGUGUAGAAGCUGUAAUAUGCAUGUCACCUAACACUGAUGAUAGUAUGGUUUAUCUGAGAUAUUAUUUAAGGAUCAUCGUUUUACUCUUUAUUGUUCAAUGUUGUAUAUGAAUUGUGCAUGAAAGAAUGCUUCAGUAAAAAUGUGUGCAUGUCAAAGCCUUUGUGCCAUGAAAAGUUUAGAGUUCAUACAAUGUCCUUCAUUGUGUCAUUGUAUUCACAUUUACUACCUCUGUAAUGUUUUUUUAAAAUUCCUGUUGCACAUAACUCAAUAAUUGUGCAACAAAUAAAAUGACUCUUGGAGCUUGAA
Molecule: messenger RNA, 2359 nt
Organism: Anguilla rostrata (American eel)
Lineage: Eukaryota; Metazoa; Chordata; Actinopteri; Anguilliformes; Anguillidae
Product: zinc finger protein 83-like
Exons: 1
Coding region: 133-1134 (333 amino acids)
Biological process (GO): regulation of transcription by RNA polymerase II
Cellular component (GO): nucleus
Molecular function (GO): DNA-binding transcription factor activity, RNA polymerase II-specific; RNA polymerase II cis-regulatory region sequence-specific DNA binding
Source: RefSeq, a predicted model, not a curated record